Molecule: messenger RNA, 1596 nt
Organism: Neoarius graeffei (lesser salmon catfish)
Lineage: Eukaryota; Metazoa; Chordata; Actinopteri; Siluriformes; Ariidae
Gene: cacfd1
Product: calcium channel flower domain containing 1
Exons: 7
Coding region: 602-1159 (185 amino acids)
Biological process (GO): vesicle-mediated transport
Cellular component (GO): membrane
Source: RefSeq, a predicted model, not a curated record
AAAAUGUUAAAUAAAUCAGGAAGAGUCAUAAUACUUACAAUAAGAAACUCAUACUCCUGUAUUAAUGCUCCGUUCGGAGGGAGUCACAGCUGUGUUGUGUGCGCGCAAGCUCUCUCUCUCCACACACACACGGAGUGGCUAAAAGAGUUACCCUGCAGUUACGACUUCUUCAGACGAUUAUUAUUAUUACCAGGGCUCAAAUCUUAUUAAUAUAGACGUGAGUGCACUGUAUUAUAUUGGCAUUUAGCAGACGCUCUUUUCCAGAGCGACGUACAACAUACCCAGAGCAGUUGGGAGUUAGGUGCUUUCAGCCCUCCUGCUGGUAUAGGAACAAGAACCGGAAACCUUUUGGUCCCAAAGCUGCUUCUUUAACCAAUUAGGCCAUAGCCUCCCCCAAUAAACACGUUGACCUAGGUGACGUGAGGCAGUGACACUUUUCUCACUGUAGUCAGGUCAACACCCUACUAAAGUAAACACUGAUUUUCUAUGCCGUAAAACCAUUGCGGUUAACACUAUGGACAGGUUGCCAAUAUAUCAUGGAAAUAACACAGAGACAUUCACACCUAUGGGCAUUUUAAAGUAGCCAGUUUACCUACUCUGCAUGUCUUUGGACUGUGAUAGGAAACCCAUGCAGUGGGGAGAACAUGCAAACUCCACACCGAAAGUCAACUCAGGAAACCCAUGCAGUGGGGAGAACAUGCAAACUCCACACCGAAAGUCAACUCAGCACAAUCAGCAAUUUGAGGAAAAUCUGGAAGUUAUCAUUGCAGCCUGUGCUGUGAUGGGUGUUUGGAACUGUGUGACUGUGCACCCCUUAAAUAUUGCUGCAGGAGUCUGGAUGGUGUUGAUGGCAUGUGUGUUGUUCAUCUGUGAAGUCCCAUUCUGCUGUCAAUUUGUGGAGUUUGCAAAUGCUGUAGCAGACCGAGCAGACAGGAUGCGACCCUGGCAGAAAGCAGUGCUUUACUGUGGGAUGGCACUGUUCCCAGUGUUUCUCAGCCUUUCCAUCACCACACUGUUUGGGAAUGCCAUUGCCUUUGCUACAGGAGUGCUUUAUGGACUUGCUUCCCUUGGAAAGAAGGGGGAAGCGGUUAGCUACGCCCGGCUGCAGCACCAGAAACAAGCUGACGAUGAAAAACUUGCAGGCACAACAGAUGGCUAGGCUCUGUGACUCCUCUCCCUUCAGUUACCUCUCCUAUCCCUCUCUAUCUAUCUGAAAGAUUUUUCUACAACUAAUGUGAUUUUUAUUUAUGCUAGAUUUAUUACUUUUCCAUCAGGCUUGAGAUCCAUGCUCUGUUCAUGUUGUAUAUUCCUUUUUUUGGUGUUUGAAUUUUUCUGCUGCAAGGGUGCUCAGGUCAUGAUUGGCCGUUGUACAGUGACUUUUUUGUUUCCUUUUUAUUUCAAAUGCUUGAUUCAGACAUUUAACUUCAUACACAGACAUCUGAACAUAAAUUCAGAAUGCAUGUUACUGACUUAUCCUCAAUUCCCUUUUAUGUUUGUAUUUACAUCGCUUACAGCAGCUGUUGGGAGUUGUGGUAUGGGGUGUUUCUCCCCCCCACCUGAUUUCUCCACUUUGUAGAUUAAAACUGACUAAAAUGG